UGAUAGUGUUCGGCUGGAAUGAUAUAAAAAUUCUUGAAAACUUGUGUUCUUAUCUUUCAAAGGUGCUUGACACGUGGCAAAAAGAAAAUUAGAUAUCUCAACGUUUAUAAUUUGAGUCAUCAUUAAAUAGGAAUAUUAAAUAGAAAGAAAGCAGAUAUAGUUAAAAUUAAUAGACAGUGAAGAGGGAGCAGUGAAACGCGUGAUAACGUCACUGCGCCACGAUUACUGCCACGAUGGCCGAGGAGGCAGAGACAAACGAUAAAGCAACGAUGGAAACUAUAGCUCAGAAUAUUCUUGAGGUCAGUAGUGGAGGCGGGUCCACGACAAACGAUGUAAGUACGCUUGAAUUUCAAGCUUCUCAAGUAAUUUCUCGUCUUGAGGAAGCCGUUGAAAGGGCUGCCGAUGGUGGUGGUUCAACUUGGAACAAUACCUCCGGUUUUCUUUCCCGUCCUAAAAGUCUCGAAGAAAUAUUAAGUUUGAUACAGGAUUUGAUUAUCCACGAAGAUGCACCGCAAACAAAUGAAGAUGAUACAGGAGAACAAGCAAAUAGUCAAAUUACUAAUUUACCUACUUUAACAGAAACAGCAAAAUUGGCUUUAAUAGCGCAUACUAUCUCUGCAUAUGCAGUUGCACUUCCAAGAUCUCAUGCUCAAAGAUUAGCUGGUCGUUUAGCAGCAGACACAACAAGAUGGCUUAGUCAUAUUUUUCGAUUUAUGGACUGUGCUUCUUCGUUUCAUGAAGAUCACUUAGAAGGAUUGGUUAGAGUAACUAGACUAGCUCUACAUCGUAAAUAUCCAAGAUAUAUGGAAGAAGGAUUUACAACACUUGCUUCAUCUUCACCUCUUAUUUAUAGUUCAGUAGCUGCCCCUUUAGCUGUUGUUCAACAUUUAUGUAGACAGCUUUCUUUACCACUUCAUUGUAUAAGACCCAUUCCUCAUAACACUAUGUUUGGGUCACGUUAUAGUAUGGAUGUUGCUGCAUUAGAACGACGUUUAGCAGAAGAUACACAAUCUAAUAAUGUAACACCGCUAUUAGUUUUGGCAGAAGCAGGAUCUGUAUUAACAGGACAUUGUGAUAAUAUUGUACGAUUACGCGCAAUUUGUGAUAAAUAUAAUGUUUGGCUUCAUUUGAGAGGUCAUUCCUUAGCAGCAUUAACGUUGAAUAAUUCUACAAGAGAUCUGCCUUCAAAGAUUGCAGAUAGUAUUACUUUACCAUUAGGUGUAUGGCUUGGUAUACCAUCAUUACCAGUUGUUACAUUAUAUAGAUUAACAGAUACAAAAGGUGGAAGACCCACUACACGAGACACAACAUUAUCCCUUAUGUCUGGCUUAAUGGCAGAUUCAUUGUCAAGAAAAUUACCAACAUUACCUUUGUGGUGUACUUUACAAGCUUUAGGUAGAGAUGGUGUACAGAAUAGGUUUAAACAAUGUUUUUUAGCAAUUGAAGAAUUGUAUAAUAAAAUUAAGAAAUUCAGCUGUAUCAGUUUAUUGAGUCAAAUACCUGGUAGUGAAUCAGGAACAUAUACAAUAAAUGAUCUUCUGACGAAUCCUGUUAGCAGUUCACAAAUAUUUGAAGUUGUUUCAAGUGCAUUAGUCUUUCAGUUUGUACCAGCAGAUCGUGAUCCUCAGACAAUAGAACGUGUACCUCCUUAUUACGAUAAAUUAAAUUCUUGGUUGGGACAAAUCUUACAAAGGGACAUAGAAAAUGUACAAAUAGAACUUUGUGAAAUUGAACAUCACGGUGUAGCUAUUCGUAUUUGUCCUUUGGAAAGUCCUGAACAGCCACCGACUUCUGAAGAUAUAGAUAAUGUAGUUGCAUGUUUGGAGCAACAAAUAGAAAUCUUAUUGGCUACUGUAGAACAUAAAGACACUUUCGUCCGUUUGGUUUCUGAAAAUGAUUCACUACACUUGGUAGAAAUGCCAGGUUGGGCAGGAUUGGGUGGUGUUAGAUAUGCUCCUCCAACUUGGAUCCAUGUAAUGACAGAUCAAGCUAAAGAGGAAUUAAAUAAAUUAAAUACACAAUUGGUAGAAGCUUUACGUAGUACAGAUGCUGCUUUUUCUCUUGGUGAAGGAGCAGAUGGAUUAGCUUGUGUGCGAUUUGGCAUGGUUACACAAGAUACAGAUGUGGCAGAAUUAUUGUCUUUGGUCCUUCAAGUAGGACAAGAGGUGGAAGCUAGUUCUAAAUUAUUGGAUACUAUAUCAGAAGUGGUUAAAAGGGGUAUUGAAGCAGCACAAACAGAUUUAGAAAAAGAAAAUGCUGAAAAACUUUGGCAAGAGGGAAUUUUAAGGCAUGUGCCUGUAGUAGGAACAUUAGUCAAUUGGUGGAGUCCUCCUUCCAAAGAAACUGGAGUGCGUGGACGUAGCUUAAAUUUACAAGCUGGAGUUGUUGAGAGCACAGAAAAUAUUUAUAAAUAUCAUAUGCAAUUACAACCAAAUGCAACCAAUAGCAAUGGUUCUGGAGCAAGAACACCACCUCAACCACUUGUAAAAACACCUGUUGGUGCUGGAAGCCAAAGUCAUAGUCGAUCAUCCAGUCAUUCCAGUCUUCAAAGUGGUAAAAGUAUUCCGGUUAUAACGAAUACUAUUUGUCAUCCUCAAGUUAAAGAAGAAUCUAGUGAAGUUAAAUCGUAGUAAAUAUUAAACACAUUACACACACACACACACAUUAUGAAUAUAAACAAAUGAGAUUUCUUUCUUCAAAUAAUA
This is a messenger RNA of Polistes dominula (European paper wasp), 2705 nucleotides long. Its product is annotated as pyridoxal-dependent decarboxylase domain-containing protein 1. The record is from RefSeq and is a predicted model, not a curated record. Gene Ontology annotation, molecular function: pyridoxal phosphate binding; carbon-carbon lyase activity. Lineage: Eukaryota; Metazoa; Arthropoda; Insecta; Hymenoptera; Vespidae. Gene Ontology annotation, cellular component: intracellular membrane-bounded organelle. Gene Ontology annotation, biological process: carboxylic acid metabolic process.